UGUCAGUGCUGUUUGUUGCAGGAUGGAGGCGUACUUGCGUUAGUGUCGCUGGCAACUGAAUCUAAACAUUACCCUGCUAUACAAGGGCAAGAGCAACUCGACAGAGGUCUCAAGAAAACAAAACGACGACAUUACUUCAGGAGGCUAAGGAACAGAUGAUGGAGCAGCCAGACCACUUUGAGGACAGUCUCACUGAGCCUUCCGGGAGGAUCAGAACAUCAUCCCCUGCAGAUGCCAAUGAGGAUUCCCUGCUUGGUUCCAGGACAGGUCGAAAUGAUGUUUCGGAGGCUGGCAAUGGGGACAGGUCUCAUGCCAGCCUGUACUGCAGAACCUCAGAGGACAGAGGAAGUGUCUUUGAGGACUUUGUGAUCACGGAUAAGAGGCUGCUAUUGAAGACAUUAAUCGAAGCAGAAACUGCAGCAAAUGCCGCAGCCAUUCAACUGGUGUCAUUCAAGGACACGCUGGACGACAGUUUGGUUGAGUCCAGGUGUUCCGGUGAUGGUCGGUUGUCGAGACAGAGGGGCAUGCUACUGGAAAAACUGGACAUGUUCAAACGCAUCAAUGCUGCAGUCCGUCAGCAGCUGAAGGAUUUCCAGGAUAAAGAGGCAUCUCGACUUGAGACAGGCAAACAAAUUGACAUUUUGCUAAAGAGACUAACUCAGACUGAAAGUGAAAACCAGCAUUUAAAAUCCACUUUGAGUGAAAAAGACAGAAGAAUAGAGGAACUCAUGGCUUUAAGGAAGAGAGAGAUGGAGAAUGCGGAGUCCGUGGUGCAGUUUUCCAGGUCUGUAGAUGCCACUCGUGCACACCUCCAGAGUCAGCUCCGCAGUAAGGAGGGGGAGAACAACCGACUGACGGUCCAACUCAGAGCUUUAGAGAGAGCUGUAGCUCAUCAGAAGCUGGAGGUGGAGGAGCUGAAGAGUCAGUUGGCGGCAGCAUCUGAAAAGGCCUCCCAGGAGAAGGAGGCUCUGAAGAAGGCCACGCGAGCCCAGAAACACAGAGCCGAGAAGUUUGAGGCCGCUGUAGAGAGAUGUUAUGAGCAACUGAGAGAAAAGGAUGUAAAGCUUGCUGAGGCCAGAGCAGAGGGAGACAUUUGGAGGUCCCAACAGGAGAAGGCAGCAGAAGAGAGGGCUCAGCUUGAGACAGAAAUAGCAAGUCUUAAAGAUCAGGUGGCUGUGAUGACGGCAGAGCUGCAAAGAGAGAGAGAAAAGGCGAGUGCUGCUAGUGAAAUGCUCCUUCAGAAAGUGGAGAAACUCAACACUGAGAACGGAGAACUCGCCCUUGAAAACGCCACGCUCAAGGCCUCCACAGCUGAUCUGGAGGAAAGGAUACAGCACAUGCAUUCAGAGCUGCAAGAGCACAGUGCACUUGCACAGGAAAGGAAAUGUCAGGUUGAAGAGUAUGAAAGCAAGGUGGCACAACUGCAGGCGGAGGUCACAGGGGUGAAAAUAGAACUGGAGAGAGUUCUCAGAGAGACAGAGAAAACCAGAGAGGGGAAGGAUGCUGAAGUUGCCAAGGCGCGGGGGGAUUUAGAGACGCGUGUGCUGGAGCUGGAGCUGUACCCUGAUCUGCUGAGCGCUAGAGAGCAGAGCCUGCUUGACUGCCGAGAGAACCUCCUGCGCUCCGAACAGAGGUGCGCAGACAAGGCAGAGAGCGUCAGGCAGCUGCAGCUGAAGAUGGAGACUCGGACUCAGAGACUCAAAUCCUCUCUGGAGAUGAAGGACUCUUUAACUGAGGCAAACUCUCAGCUACAGAAGAGGGUGGAGUCUCUUCAGCAGCGGAUGGAGGAGCUGCAGGCGGAGAAUCAGGAGCUGGUGCGUAAGCUGGCCGGCCAGGAGGAGGCGCUUCAGUACAACAGCAGACAACUGGAGCUACGUUCGGCCGAAAACCAGGCCCUUGCCCGUCAGCUGGAAGCUGCUCUGGCCGACGUUAAACAGCAGGUGUGUAAGGUGAAAGAGAAAGCGUUGUCCAGACAGAAUGCUCUGCAGGCUAAAAUCCUGGAGCUGGAGUCCCAGAAGAGCAGGAGGGAGAGCGAGCUGAAACAGCUCCGCCAAAGCAUCCUUACUAGUGAGAAACAGUAUGAGGGUCGUCUUAGGGACCUGCAGCUGAGCCUCAACCAAUCAGAGAGCCACAAACAGAGCAUACAGAACUAUGUGGAUUUUCUCAAGAACUCAUAUGCCGCCAUGUUUGAAGAGGGCCUGUCAUCGGAUUACAUGUCCUCUUACUUUUUAAAGUAGCAUCUGUGCUUAGAAGUCC
Molecule: messenger RNA, 2256 nt
Organism: Chanos chanos (milkfish)
Lineage: Eukaryota; Metazoa; Chordata; Actinopteri; Gonorynchiformes; Chanidae
Product: outer dense fiber protein 2-like
Exons: 18
Coding region: 156-2237 (693 amino acids)
Biological process (GO): negative regulation of cilium assembly
Cellular component (GO): ciliary basal body; centrosome
Source: RefSeq, a predicted model, not a curated record